UUCCUCUCAUAAUAUUCUCCCUCCAAUUUAACGACAGGCAUCACAAGUUCAAAACUUAAAUAAUUAAGACCAGUCGUAUUAUCAAAACUAGUUGUGACCUUCCAGGUUGCUAAAAUUUUGGCUUCCAAGAAGCAGAGUGUAAAUCGUUGCAACUCGACUGUCAUUCUUUAUUUGUAAUCAUUCCCCUGGUCUUUUGAACCUUUGCAAAUGAAGCUCUUCAUCGAAAUCGAAAUAUCUCCAGAGGAGGUUUCUCUGGCUACUGAACUUUUGUCUACCAUUCGUGCUCUGACAGAUCAUGUGAAGACACGAAACAUAGGGAAGUUAUUACAUGGACUCCUUAUACAAUUACAGGAUAGCACUCAGUGGGAUGUUGCGGCAAAUGAGAUUUGCACACUGCUUAAGGAAUGUUCAUCUGAAAUGGUGUCUGAUGAUUUCAGUACAACUUUUACACAUAUAGUCUUGCCAGAUGAUCUUGGGAUUCAAACUCAUAAUGUUCAGCCUUUCAUGCUUCUUUUGCCAAGACUUCCAGAACAAAUAAAGACUAAGAUUAAGGACAUUCUUGCAAACAAGGUUCUCAAGCAUUUUAUGAUUAGGAGAUCAUCAAAUACAAAUCGUUCAGAACUUUUGACACAUGCAGAGGUGUUUGCUGCUCUUCUGAGUUCAGAGUUAUUUCCUGUCACAGGGGCAGUGAAAACAAUUUCUACAUGGCUUCAGAAACCUGAGCAUCGCUGUGCUGGUAUCACUGUUCUUGGCAAAACUGUAGAGCGAUGUGCGUCUUUGUUAACUGAUAAAUGUGAUUCAGAAUUGUUAGGUGAAGUUAUUUCUGGUUUGCGCAUUGCCUCAGAAGAAGCAUAUCAACCAGAUAUUCAGUACAUUGUGUCAAAAAUGGGAUGGAGUCAACUGCUGCAGACUGGAAGCUUUCAUCAUGGAAAAGUUCUGAUCUCCUCAUCAAACUCUCUUUAUGGGUCAAUUGAAAGGAUUUUGGACCAGGGACUUACUCAUGGACUCUUUCCUAUCAAAUCGUUUGUAGGCCAUAAGAAUACUAUUUAUACAAUUGCUUAUGAUGAACAAUGUAAUGAGCUUGUUAGUGGUGGAAAGGAUGGUUUUGUUAUUACUUGGUCUGAAAUUGGUGAGAUUGUUGAGACCUUUAGUCUUCAUCGACAUUAUGCUUGUUCCAUGGAUAUCAGUCCUCUCCUGCAUACUCUUUUUAUCUGUGGGGUUGCAUCGGAGAAUGUUCUAGGCAGCAGUCCACUUCCUGCCCCUUGUAUUUUUCGGUAUGAAGCAGUUAGUCAAGGAUGGAAACAACACGGAAAUAUAUCAAAGGAUUCUUUCAAAUUUAUUUCUAAUAUAAAGGCCAUAAAUGGAGGCAACAACUUUGUGACUACGGAAACCAGCUUGAUCAAUGAUGGAGGAUCACCGUGCAGACAUGAGCUUGUUUGCUACUAUGAUGCUCAGGUGUCAUUUGCAUCUCUUCAACCAGUAAAGCAAUAUGAAGAGCAUGAGGAUCUUGUUUCAUGCAUUUCACCAUAUCCACCCAACCAAUUUGUCUUCAUGUCAGGCUCACGUGACUGUACAAUACGUGUAUGGGAUUGCCGUACUGAUCGAUGCAUAGGCAUGCUUGGUGUGGGAGAGAUGGGAAGAUUCAAAGCACAUAAUAAUCUUGUUACAAGUAUUGAUGCGGAUGAAACAAGUAUGGUGAUCUCAUGUGGGCUGGAUGGAUAUGUUAACCAGUGGGACUUACGUAUGAUGGCAAACAAGAUUGUUGAUUCCCCUGUAACCAGUAUGCUCCUGGACGAUACAAUAACACUGAAAGGCGUUCUGGUAGGUGGUGCUAGAAUGGCUGCAGUUAACACUAGAAGAGGGCUAUACUUAUUAGAUUUACAGAAGGCCGAGAAACAUCUAGCCAAACCUUUUCCUGAUAAUAGGACAGUAGGUGGAUAUCUUGAUUUGAAGUGGGAUGCAGGUCACAAGCUGCUCUAUGCCGGUGGUGAUCAGAAGCGUAUUGAUGUGUACAAAUGGAAGUGAAUUUUGAUAUUGUAAUUAACACAAGAAAAUUUCAAUAAGAGAAUGGAGUAGGAUGGUCAGUUCAUUUUGUCGGCGAAUGUAAUAGCAUUUUUUUUUUUAAAGUAAAACAUUGAGUACCUUUAAUUCAUGUCCAAUAUUACAAAUAAAUAAAGAAAAUAAUGUUUUGCUUGUAAAAGCCUUCAAAUUGUCUGAGAAUAUUUACCGUACUAGUACUCGGGUCAUUGUGCAUUGUAUUAAGCUGAGAAUUCAUUUUUGUUGGGAGGGACUUUCUUCAUCCAUUAAAUCACUUGUCAAAUCACAGCGUAAAGGAAGAAGGCUACUUGGCCAUGCAAGCUUAUGUCUAGCAGUACUUAUGGUGUUUUGAUCUGAGGUCUUAAACAUGGUAAGUUCCCUACUUUAACCACCUAGUUGCACUCGUUGGAUGCUAUUACAUGAC
This is a messenger RNA of Cryptomeria japonica (Japanese cedar), 2461 nucleotides long. RefSeq lists its product as uncharacterized. The record is from RefSeq and is a predicted model, not a curated record. Gene Ontology annotation, biological process: proteasome-mediated ubiquitin-dependent protein catabolic process; ubiquitin recycling. NCBI's taxonomy places the organism in Eukaryota, Viridiplantae, Streptophyta, Pinopsida, Cupressales, Cupressaceae. Gene Ontology annotation, molecular function: ubiquitin binding. Gene Ontology annotation, cellular component: cytoplasm; nucleus. The coding region runs from base 208 to 2025 and encodes 605 amino acids. The transcript has 17 exons.